UUCUGCACAGUCCUAAAGGGAGAAAAUUUCGAUUCUCAUAGAUCGAACCCUUUUCUCUCUGUUUAGUUUCCGAUCAAUUUUCCUGCAUUUUCUUGGUGAUUUUCUGCAUUUUCUCGGGAAAAAGAGGGAAAGUAUGAGUAUUUGGCAGCAAAUUUGUCAGCUUUUUUUUCUGGGAGUGACAGAAACGACACUGUUCCGAAAUAAAUAAGCCCACUUUUCUUUAUUGAGUUAGCUCUGCGUUAAACUUUGAAGGGCAAGUUUUUGGUCUCGAAAGUGGACCAAUUAUUAGUUCUGGUUUGUGCUUGGUGGUUUGGUUUUUGAGUUGAUCUGUGGUGUUUAGGAUAAGAGAAAUGAGGGGUUUUGGGGUUUUGGGGACAUGGGUUUAGGAUAAUUUUCAGAGGUAGCUAUCUGGGUUUUGAGGAUUUGAAGCUAAGGGCGGUAGUUUGGUGUAAUUGAGCAAGUUUUAGGCGCGGGUGAAAAGCUGAGAUCUAUCUUGGUGGUUUCGAAAGGGUAUGCUUAAGGAAUGUGGCUAAAAUAAGUAUGAAAUUCGUGCAAUUGUUAGCAUUUUCAGGUUCUUGAAAUGGUUUAAGCUUCAUAUCUGAAGAAAUAUUGUGGGUUUAGUGCACAUUAUUGUUUGAUUUUGGUUGAUUUUGGUUGAUUUUGAGUUGAACAGGCAAUGUUGGGAUUUGAGUAAAAUUAGAAGUUUUUGCCUAUCUAGGGGAGAAAGAUGAGAUCUUUGAUCUGCCUUGAUUGAAGGUGAUAACCAUCUAUGUCGGGUGCUCCAAGGUUGAGGUCAAUGAAUGUGGCUGAUUCUGAGGCCAGGCCAGUAUUGGGACCUGCUGGAAACAAAGCAGGUUCACUGACUGCAAAGAAACCCACAUCAAAGCCAUUAAGAAAGGUUGAGAAGUCACCCAUGGAGGUCACUACAGCAGAGGAGAAGAAAGUCCUUCCAUCAUCUACGGUUAAUUCUUUGUCUCCAAAAGCACAUUCUGUUACUGUUCCUUCAGUGCUUCAUCGCCACGAGCAAUUGUUGCAUUCCAAUUUAUCACUUAAUGCGUCAUGUUCGUCUGAUGCUUCCACAGACUCAUUUAAUAGUCGAGCAUCCACUGGUAGGUUAACUAGGUCAUACAGUGUAGGAAGUAGGAGAAAGCCAUCUGUAUCAAAGUCAAGAAGUGUUGUUUCUGAUGGCGGGUUGGAUUCACCACCGGAUGGUUUCCAGCAGAAGAAGAGGUGUGCGUGGGUGACACCAACUACAGACCCAAGUUAUGCUGCUUUCCAUGAUGAAGAGUGGGGUAUUCCAGUACAUGACGACAAGAAAUUGUUUGAGCUACUUGUACUCUCAAGUGCAUUGUCUGAACUUACAUGGCCUGCUAUUCUGAGCAAAAGGCAUAUAUUUAGGGAUGUUUUUGCAAAUUUCGAUCCUGUUGCUGUAUCAAAAUUAAAUGAGAAGAAGCUAAUAGCACCAGGCAGCACUGCAAGCUCCCUGUUAUCGGAAUUAAAGCUGCGUGCUAUCGUAGAGAAUGCAUGCCAAAUAUUAAAGGUUAUUGAUGAGUUUGGGUCAUUUGACAAGUAUAUUUGGAGCUUUGUGAACCAGAAACCCAUAGUCAGCAGAUUCCGAUACCCUCGCCAGGUUCCAGUAAAAUCCCCAAAAGCAGAUACAAUAAGCAAAGAUCUGGUAAGAAGAGGGUUCCGGAGUGUGGGUCCCACAGUCGUCUACUCAUUUAUGCAGGUGGCGGGAAUUACGAAUGACCAUCUCACAAGCUGCUUCAGAUUCCAGGACUGUAUAACAGCAGCAGAAGGCAAAGAAGAAAAUGGUGUAAAAGAUAAACCCGAGGACAAGAAAGCCGAUGAGGUGAUUGAAUCAGAGUUAUCCAUAGGUAUUGAUGAGCUGAGUUUCUCAUCAGAAUGAUAUACUAAAGUCCGCAGGUGGAACUCCUCCUGGUUCAAUCAUCAGUUUCCCACUGUUUGUCUGAUUCAAAACUUUACCCUUUGGUAGUAAUGGAGAAUGUGUAUAAAAAUUUCAUGAAUUCCUAGAUUGUAUCAUGGAUUCCUAGAUUGUAGAUUACUAAAAGUAAAUUAUUUAACUGGUGAUUGUGCUGUUGAUUGGGGACCUGUCUGUCGAGGAAGCCUUAAAAUGCUAUAUACGUACACCUUGUAUAUUUGAAAAGGAGGUUUAAUAAUUAGUUUUUGCUUUU
Molecule: messenger RNA, 2195 nt
Organism: Rubroshorea leprosula
Lineage: Eukaryota; Viridiplantae; Streptophyta; Magnoliopsida; Malvales; Dipterocarpaceae
Source: the annotation of a GenBank genome assembly